UUUGCUGAUUUCAUUGAAAAACGACAUUUCGUAACAAAAAGAUUUUGAAAAAAAAAAAAUAUUUUUAAAAAUGAAAUUAUUGAUCGUUGGCAUUUUGUGCGUGUCCACUUUGGCUUAUGUAUCAGGUGGAAAGACGCCCACAACAAAAACAGCGAAAACCGCUCCAAAAAAGGCAGCACCAAAAGAUUGUAAAACAUACAACGAUGUACUUGAAUACUUUAAAUCAAUGGAACCGAUUACAAAGGAUGUUGAAUUUCACGAUAAUUGGUUUGAUAUGGAGCGUGUACUCGAUUUGUAUGACUAUGCUGAGUCAGAUAUGUGUGGCAAAGAUCUUAGCAGUGUGUUGAAUACCAUUGUUGAACAAAUUCGUGGACUUGGUCUUGCAUUUGAAGGCGUUAAUUUGGAUGCGGGACAUCCGAAUAGCGAGAAAGAACCAACACCACAUGAAUUAUUCGUUAAGAAAAAGAGUUUUUUUGAAGGUGCAAAAGCAACACCACAUCUUAAAAAAUUGUGCCCAUUGAUGAAUACCUUGUAUGCAGGACAUCAAAAAUAUGAGGCCAAUCUUUUGAAAUGUUAUGAUCAUUUGGCAUCGAAUUAUACACCGAAAUCCAUUGAAAUAAAUGUGUUGGUGAGCUCAUUGGCAGACGUUUUGAAACCAGCUUUGAAAGCUAACACAGCGAUCGAUUCAAAAUCAACUGAAGAAGCAAAGAAAAUUGCUCAACACAUUAUCAAUAAACUCAAUGACGUUCGUACUUUCAUGAAUUCAUUCAUUGGCUGUGCCGAAAAAGAAGUGACCACGAUGAAAAAGCAACAUCAUGAGUUUAACACCAAAUUCAAUGCAAUUAAAUAAAUUGACCAUCAAUGAAUUCACUGAUGUUCUAUAAUAUUAUGAAAGCUAACAUUUGAUGUAAAGAAAUAAAAUGAUCGAUUUUAUAUCGGGAAA
This is a messenger RNA of Contarinia nasturtii (swede midge), 943 nucleotides long. RefSeq lists its product as uncharacterized. Lineage: Eukaryota; Metazoa; Arthropoda; Insecta; Diptera; Cecidomyiidae. The coding region runs from base 71 to 850 and encodes 259 amino acids. The transcript has 2 exons. The record is from RefSeq and is a predicted model, not a curated record.